Molecule: messenger RNA, 3502 nt
Organism: Xenopus laevis (African clawed frog)
Lineage: Eukaryota; Metazoa; Chordata; Amphibia; Anura; Pipidae
Gene: pax3.L
Product: paired box 3 L homeolog
Exons: 9
Coding region: 531-1985 (484 amino acids)
Biological process (GO): regulation of transcription by RNA polymerase II; anatomical structure morphogenesis; Wnt signaling pathway
Cellular component (GO): nucleus
Molecular function (GO): DNA-binding transcription factor activity, RNA polymerase II-specific; DNA binding; RNA polymerase II cis-regulatory region sequence-specific DNA binding
Source: RefSeq, a predicted model, not a curated record
GUAUUUGCAAGGAUUUAUGCAGAAAAAAAGUGUCAACGUCAACCCCAACAGGGAUUGGAAUCAAUGGGUUAAAAAGACUGGCAUCCCCCAAGUAAAACUGCACUUUAAAUCCAUGCCCUGUACUGCUAUGCUGAGUGGAGACACUUGAUGAUGAUGAUGAUGAUGAUGAAGGGGAGGAGUUAGCAAGUCCCCUCUCUGGGAUGGCAGGGAUUCUGACCAAUUAGAAUUGACUUCCCUAGACGGGACAGCAGUCCGAUUGGCCAAUAGCAGAGGAGAAGUCCUAGUGCAGCCUCAGCUGAAAGAACUAAUAAAUACUUCCAGGCAGACUCGCACCUCACUCUCAGCAAACAGUCAGGAACUCUCUGGGUCCACACGGGCCCCCGGCAAUUCCCCCUCACACAGUGUCACUAGUUACCCUCCGAGGCAGGACGAGGCUCUGCUACCUUCUCUGGCAUCUCAGCACAGGGUGCCACCGACUCUCACUCUCUCUUUACAGGGGGACUUGGAUUUAGUUCUUUGUAAGGGAACUGAUGAUGACCAGCUUGGCUGGAGCUGUGCCAAGAAUGAUGAGACCAUGCCCAGGACAGAACUAUCCCCGGACUGGAUUCCCCCUGGAAGUGUCCACUCCUUUAGGACAAGGCAGGGUGAACCAGCUGGGUGGAGUAUUUAUCAAUGGAAGGCCCCUGCCCAACCACAUAAGGCACAAGAUAGUUGAGAUGGCACACCAUGGCAUCCGACCCUGCGUCAUCUCGCGCCAGCUCAGAGUGUCGCACGGCUGCGUCUCCAAGAUCCUGUGUCGCUACCAGGAGACUGGAUCCAUCAGACCUGGAGCCAUCGGGGGCAGCAAACCCAAGGUGACUACUCCAGAAGUGGAAAAAAAGAUCGAAGAAUUUAAAAGAGACAACCCGGGUAUGUUCAGCUGGGAAAUUCGCGAUAAAUUACUUAAAGACGGAGUAUGUGAUCGCAAUACUGUGCCUUCAGUAAGCUCCAUCAGCCGAAUUCUGAGGAGCAAAUUUGGGAAAGGGGAUGAGGAGGACAUGGAGCUGGAUCGAAAGGAGCAAGAAGAGAGCGAGAAGAGAGCAAAGCAUAGCAUUGAUGGGAUCCUAAGGGAAAGAGCUCCAGCAUCCCCUGAGUCUGAGGAAGGCUCUGAUAUUGACUCUGAACCAGACCUGCCUCUGAAGAGGAAGCAGCGCAGGAGCAGAACCACAUUCACUGCAGAGCAACUGGAAGAGUUAGAGAGAGCAUUCGAGAGAACCCACUACCCGGAUAUUUAUACACGAGAAGAACUGGCCCAGAGAGCCAAGCUCACAGAGGCGCGAGUUCAGGUGUGGUUUAGUAACCGACGCGCUAGAUGGAGAAAGCAAGCAGGAGCCAACCAGCUCAUGGCAUUCAACCACUUGAUCCCAGGGGCUUUUCCUCCUACAGCUAUGCCAGCUCUGCCAACCUACCAGUUAUCUGAGACCUCUUACCAGCCCACUUCUAUACCACAAGCUGUGUCUGAUCCAAGCAACACAGUUCACAGGCCCCAGCCGCUCCCUCCAAGCAGUGUGCACCAAAGUCUUCCUUCCAACCCCGACAGCAGUUCGGCCUAUUGCCUGCCCAGCAGCCGACAUGGAUUUUCCAGCUACACAGACAGCUUUGUGCCCCCAUCUGGGCCUUCCAACCCUAUGAACCCAGCCAUUGGCAACGGCCUUUCACCUCAGGUUAUGGGUCUCCUGACUAACCAUGGUGGGGUUCCUCAUCAGCCUCAGACGGAUUAUGCCUUAUCUCCUUUAACUGGAGGCCUUGAGCCUCCCACAGCUGUAUCAGCAAGUUGCAGCCAGAGACUGGAACAUAUGAAGAGCUUGGACAGUCUAUCAACAUCACAGUCUUAUUGCCCACCAACGUACAGCACCUCAGGUUACAGCAUGGAGCCUAUGACAGGAUACCAAUACCCACAGUAUGGACAGAGUGCCUUUCAUUAUCUGAAGCCAGAUAUUGCAUAAAGGAAUGGUCCCUCUUGUGCUAUAACACUCAGAAUGGAUACUCAUCAUUGUACGAGGGGCUCCAACUGAAAGACAGAAACACAGCAAACCUUUAUCCGUUACUCAUGGAGAGUGUGGAAUUCUACCAUGUUGAUGGAUGGUUAGAAUCAGUCAUGGACCUGGUGUUUUGGCUAAUGACUACAUGAUUCCACAUAUGGCAUUCCAAGGGCAGAAGCCACAAACUGUUUACAAUGAACUAGAAGCCUAAAUUAGACUUCAAAACUGCAUUUGCCAUGUCCCGACAACCAACGUCCUUUUUGGAGAAUUAUUUGACAUUGCAUCUUAUUAUAGAGUGCACAGUAAACACAACUAUGUUUUAUAGAGUGGAUAAAGCGCUAUAUCUCUCGAUAUUUCACAUAAGUUGAUUACCCAGUGACUCAAUAAAUUCCGGCAAUGUCUCAAAGUGAUGAAAGACGAGAAACUUUUCACGUUUGCUAAAAAAGGUCUAACAUUGGGAAGAUGAACGUUUAAACGUCCAGAAGUAAUCAUUUUAGUGUUUGCCGGUGGGUAAUGGCUUGUUUGAUCUCAGGACAGUUUCUGAGCUCGAGGCAAAGUACUUUCAUUCAUUAUUUAGGAUCCGCUAAAGGAAAUGGAAUUAACAAGAAGAAACAGUGAGGAACACACAACACCACCUUUUGACUCCAAAAUAUUGAUCCCACGGCUGUCAAUGUGCAAUACCAUACCUCACUUCUACUUUGUAAGAAACCUCUGUAUCAUGCUUUGCAAAUAUAGUGGUUUUGUAUUUUAGACUAUUUUAUUGUUAAAAAAAAAAAAGUUUGAGUUUGGAUAGACAUUUUUCUACAUUUGAGAACUUUCUACUCUCUAAGGGAAGACACAUUCCACAAUAUUGUUUGUUGAGGGAUCUCCUCCAGACUCUCAGAGUUGGAUUUGGCUAUGGUUUGGUUCAGAUCUUUAAAAAAAGAUAUUUCAGAUCGGUAUAGUAGGCAGUGGGUUAGGGAUCUAAAUGUCGAGUACUUAAGUUAUAUAACUAAAAUGUUAAAUCUUUCUUAAUUGGCUAGGUGGAGCUCAACCUAUAUUGCGGUUAUGUUUUAUUGCUAUCUGUAAAAAUUCUAAUGCAAACACUAUUUGCAUUGAUAGGAAGGAUUUAGCUUUUUCAACAGUUAAAGCGAAGUAACAAGAAAGUCACUGCCAUGAAAGUGCUAAAAUGGAGAUUCAGAUUUGGUAAAGGGGUGAAAAUUACAGGUGGUUUUAUUUAUUUGUCUGUUUUACCCAAUCAAGAAAACGAGGUAGAGAGCAUACAUUCCUUCAAGAAUUAUGGGUAAUAAAUUAGGGGGUUUAGAUAGGAAAAAAGGUAGUGUUGAAAUCAGGCUUUCGUCUUAGAGGUGAUGGAAGAAGUUACAUUCUAUCUGUGCUUUGCCGGAUUUACUGGCAACAAAUGCUGCAAUAUGUUUCGUGUACAAAAAAAUGCAGUAUAUAUUUACUAUUUAUAAUAAAUAAACAAGUAUAAAGACUUGCAA